Trachemys scripta elegans is the source of this 4230-nucleotide messenger RNA. It is a transcript of the gene FRMPD2, whose product is annotated as FERM and PDZ domain containing 2. The transcript has 29 exons. The coding region runs from base 1 to 4230 and encodes 1409 amino acids. Gene Ontology annotation, cellular component: cytoskeleton. NCBI's taxonomy places the organism in Eukaryota, Metazoa, Chordata, Testudines, Emydidae. The record is from RefSeq and is a predicted model, not a curated record. Gene Ontology annotation, molecular function: protein binding.
AUGAGCAGCUCCUGUGUGACUCUGGCUGAGGUCCUGCAGCUGAAGGGACGCCCUUUGGAGGAGGAAGAUAUAUGGGCUCUCUUACAUCUGGGCACAGAAAAUCUUCUCCAGGACCUGCCCAAAGAUCCACUUAUCCAUGUGAUUUGCCCAUGGUCAAUGGUACUUUCAGCCAGAGGAAGUUUGUCUUUCCAAGACAAUGUGUCUCACCAAGAAGCUGCCCCUUUCAGGGCACCAGAAUUGCUCCAUGGACAGAGUAAAAACAAGCAUGUUGGAUUGACAAAGAUGCUGGUGUAUUCUUUGGGAAUGACCCUCUAUUGGUCAGCAGACUAUCAGGUUCCUCCAAACCAGUCCCUUCAGCUGAGUGAUCAGUUACAUGCCCUGCUGCUAAAGCUGUGUGAAGAUCUGUCGCAUAAAAGACUUUCCCCAGAAUCCAUUUUGGAGGCAUGUGAAGUGCACCAGAAGGAAUCUUCCUCUUCUCCUGCAAGUGUUUACAUCCAGAGAAUGGUCAAAUUUGUGCUAGGAAGCAUCACUGAGGUAGAGCAGAUAGCCACUGAAGACAGCCACCUGAACAGAAGCCAUGUGAUAAGGAAAAGGCUGCACGGGAAAGCAUCUGACAGCUCAGCAUUGCCCUCCCAGCUGAAUUUUCAUCAAGUAGGUCACCUCCAGACUGACUUCCAGUUUCCCUCUGAGCAGAAAUCAGAAAAGUUUUCAGGGCCAGAAUUUAUCAUUCUGUCCAGUGAACCACCAGUGACCUUACAACUGCCUGGAUCCAUUGUGACUAAAAAAGGGAAAUCCUAUUUGUCUCAAAGGGACCUCAGUGUGAUUCUGCUCAGCGGGCAGUGCCUCGAGGUGAAAUGUGACAUCAAGUCGAAGGCGAGAGAUGUCUUCAAUACGGUCGUGGCCUACGCAAACCUGGUGGAACAUUUCUACUUCGGCUUAGCUUACCUGAAAGGUAAAGAGUUUUUCUUUUUGGACGAUGAGACCAAACUCUACAAAGUGGCCCCAGAGGGCUGGAAUGACCAACCCAAGAAGAAAACCUUCAUUAUUAACUUCACGCUCUUUCUGAGGAUAAAAUUCUUUGUCAACCACUUUAACGUCAUCCAACAUGGUCUGACAAGGCAUCAGUUUUACCUGCAGCUUCGUAAAGAUAUUCUGGAGGAGCGGCUGUACUGCAAUGACGAGACCUCCCUGCAGUUAGGUGCUUUAGCCUUGCAGGCAGAACUUGGAAAUUAUGCUCCUGAGAUGCAUGGGAAGAACUAUUUUCGCGUUGAAGACUACGUUCCCGCGAGCCGGAUAGAGAAAAUGACCCUGGCGUGCAUACAGCGAGAACUUGCCAAGCUGCACCGCAUGAACCACUCCCUCUUUGAAGAUGAAGCCGAGCUGGAAUUUUUAAGGGUGACUCAGCAACUCCCAGAGUAUGGGGUGCUGUUCCAUCGGGUGUCCCAAGAGAAGAAGGCAGCCGGAGGGGACACCGUCCUGGGAAUCUGUGCCAAGGGCAUCAUUGUGUACGAGAUGAAAAACCACACCAGAAUUGCCAGUUUAAGAUUUCAAUGGAGGGAAAUGGAGAGGAUUUCAGCUCACAGAAGAAAGUUCAUGAUCGAAAGCAACUUCAGUGGCAAAAAACACAUGUUCGUCACCGACACGGCAAAGACUUGUAAAUAUAUACUGGACCUCUGCUCUGCCCAGCACAAAUUUAAUGCUCAGAUGCAUUCCAGGCAGCUUCAGCAAGCUUCGUCUGAGGACAGCAAGUUUAUGGAAAUAGUCAAAUCAAAUUCUGCUUAUGCAACUCAGAACGAACAUCUUGCCCUGAUUCAGAGACUGUCCUGCUCAGAAAAUGUGUUGUAUGGGGCCAACCUGGAGCAUAUGUCUGCUGGGAUAAUGAGCAAGUCUUGCGAUAACCUCAGUGUGGAAACCAACAAUGGGAUUGGGGACAAAAGCAAUCUAGGCAGCUCCCACUCUGGAUUGUCCCAGUCAGAAGUACACAUUAGUUUGAAUGAAAAACGACGGAGUUAUGACUAUCUCUCUAUCCAUUCAACACCAAAUAUAGCCAGCACCCCAAGUUCCCCAAUCAACCAAAGAGAGAAUGCGCUGUCUGGAUUAGAAAGAGAAAUCAUUUGUGUCACCUUAAAACGAGAUCCUAAAAAUGGCUUUGGUUUUGUAAUUAUUGGAGGAGAAAAUGUGGGGAAAUUAGACCUCGGAAUAUUUAUCGCAUCAAUUAUCCCCGGGGGACCUGCAGACAGAGCGGGACAUAUCAAACCAGGGGGACGACUCAUCUCCGUGAAUAAUGUUAGCCUCGAGGGUGUUUCUUUUAAUACUGCGGUUAAAAUUAUACAGAAUUCUCCUGAUGACGUGGAACUGAUCAUCUCUCAACCCAAAGACAUAUCUGAAGAAGGACUGAAUGAGGAGAAGAAUUUGUCAAGAAAAAACAGCACUAGUGGGUCUGAGAUCUCUUGUGCAGACAGUGGAAGAAAAAGGAUUCAAGACUGUCAUACAGCACCUUCCAAAGAAGUAGACAUGAAUACAGAUGAACUUGAGAAGGUUCUUUCUUGGAAUUUAGCACCAAAAUUGGGUCCCAAGAUUCCUGUUCUUUCAGUUGACAGCCUGGAUAUUGAGGAAGCCAACUCCUCUCACUUUCCACCAUCUGCCGAAAGCAAUUCAGAUGAAAUCUAUUCUGUGGAGUUGGUUAAAGAAGACGGGACUCUUGGAAUCAGUGUGACUGGUGGGAUCAACACUAGCGUGCGUGAUGGUGGAAUAUACGUGAAGUCAGUUAUCCCCAGAGGACCAGCUGAUAAGGAUGGACAAAUAAAAAAAGGUGAUCGGCUGCUGGAGGUGGACAGGAUCAGCCUCUGUGGCAUCACGCACAAGCAGGCUGUGGAAUGCCUGAAGAAAUCUGGCCAGGUUGUCAGGCUGCUUCUAGAAAGGGGACGUCACAAAUCUGCAGAGCCGUGUCCAGCUGCUAAAGACAGAACGGAGGAGAAAUCUGUGAUCGUUUCCUUGGCAACGCCCUUGUCAGCUGGUCCCAACGGCUACUCCUUUGCAACAGACGAUAAUACGUUUGAAGUCAAGCUGACGAAGAACUCCGGAGGCCUCGGCUUCAGUUUUCUGCAGAUGGAAAGAGAGGCUUGCGAACACCUCGGAGGAGAGAUUGUGAGGAUCAAAAGACUGUUUCCAGGGCAGCCAGCUGAAGAGAAUGGAGAGAUUGAAGUCGGAGAUGUCAUUUUAGCUGUUAAUGAGAAACCUAUUCAAGGACUCUCGUAUCAGGAUGUCCUCAACUUGCUGAGAGGAGCUCCUCGACAAGUCACGCUUCUUCUCUGCAGGCCUCCAAAAGGUCUUCUUCCAGAAAUAGACCAGAGCGCACUGACCCCAGUGCCUUCUCCGGUUAAGGAGUUUGGGACUGUGACACCAGCUACCCCAGAGCUCAGCGGUGGUGCAGGUCAUGCUGCCAGCGAGAGGGACAGUACUUCUCCAGAACUGGAAGACUAUAUGGAUUCUGAAGCAGUGGCCUCUUGCGGUGACCCUCCUGAGGAGGAGAACUUGUCUCCUGAGGAGCAGGGCACGGAACCUUCCCAAGAGAAGCCACAUGACAGGCCUGGAGCCCACAGUGAGCACUCCUACAAGCACCUCUGGAAAUGGCGUCGGGAAGCCAUUGCCUCUGAGACGUUCCUGUCUCUGGAGGAAGAGGUGAUGCGGAACUGCUACUCACCAUGUGAGAGUGGAAGAGCUAAAAGCCCUGCCUUUGAGAGGAGUGAUGAUGACCUCGCCAGCACCUAUUGCGUCCCUGACAUUCUCUCCCCCACCCCUAUUGAUAAGGAGUAUCUCACACUCAGCUCCACAUCUCUGACCUCGCUCUCAUGUGGUGGGAGCUCAGACACAGCCUCCACCACUAUUGCCACCCCGCAGCCACGUGAUCCUUUCUCGGCACCCUUCCCUGCUAGAGAACCGGGCAAUAGUGACAACGAGUGGGAAGACUUUGAGGAACUAGAGGGAGAGGAGAAGAAAGAGGAAUAUACCAGGGAAACGGAGGUGCUCGUCACUGUGACAAGAUCGGAGAACAAUUGUUACGGAUUCACAGUGGUUCCUAACAAACUGGACAACUGCCUGUAUGUGGAGGAAAUCCUGGCUGAGCCUGCCCUGUCUGAUGGAAGACUGAGAAGAGGGGACCGACUCAUUAUGAGAACUCCUUGGAGGAGUAGAGAAGUGGAGCAGGAGGUUUUUCAGUCCUCAAACUGA